GGCUGGGCCGCUCUCAACGAUCACAAUCGAAACUUCUACCUCGCUAACUAACCCGCCCCCCCCCCCAUCACCACCACGCCGCUGCCGCCGCCGCCCCGUGGUGUACUCCUCGACCCCCGCCCAACGUCCACCACCACACUCCCUCGGCCGGCUUCGAAACUGUCCCUAUCGAACAAAGGAAGCAUGGAUUCGCAGUAAACUUGUUCGAGCCCAACAAGCCCAACGCGCCGCCGUUUUCACCGAUCCCGCCUUCCUCGACCGCCGGCCUCAUACUUGACCGCCGCCGCCGCCGCCGCCGCCGCCCCAGCGCAACAGGAAUACCUAUCUAUAUACAACCGACGACGUAUCGCGCCGCAGUGCAGUCUGCCCCCUACGACCGCCGCCACCACCAUGUCCGCCACCCUCCUCUCGUACCUGGUCAAGUUCCUCGUGGGCUAUUUCGCCCUGACCGUCUUCUUCUACGCCCUCUCCUGGGCCGCCGUGCCCCGCGCCGGCUUCGUCGCCCGCGUCCUCGCCGCCUACAUCUCCCUCGUCGCCUGCGCCCUCUUCGGCGCCGCCGCCUCGGCCGUCCUCACCCUCGCCGGCCACCAGCAAAUCUCGCAAUGGGUCACCGCCCGCGCCUUCCACUACCUCAUGCGUCUCACCACGGGCGUCGUCUUCACCGUUGACGACCCCGCCGACGUCCUCGGCACCACCCGCCCCGCCGUCUUCAUCGGCAACCACCAGACGGAACUCGACGUCCUCAUGCUCGGCGCCAUGUUCCCCAAGUACUGCAGCGUCACCGCAAAGUCGGACCUCAAGCACGUCCCCUUCCUCGGCUGGUUCAUGCGCCUCUCGGGCAGCAUCUUCAUCGACCGCAAGAACUCGCGCGACGCCCGCGACGCCAUGCAGGGCGCUGCCCAGGAGAUCCGCGCCAAGCGCCAGAGCGUCUACAUGUUCCCCGAGGGCACCCGCAGCUACACAAAGGAGCCCGCCCUGCUGCCCUUCAAGAAGGGCGCCUUCCACCUCGCCGUCCAGGCCGGCGUCCCCAUCGUCCCCUGCGUCGUCGCAAACUACAGCCACGUCCUCUACCUCAAGAGCCUCGUCUUUAACGCUGGUGCCAUCCCCGUCAAAGUCCUCGACCCCAUCCCCACCAAGGACCUCACCUCGGCCGACGUCGACGAGCUCACCCGCUCCACCCGCGAGCUGAUGCUCAAGGAACUCAUCGCCCUCUCCGCCAAGGCCAAGGGCCAGCCCGUUCCUGCCCUCACCGCAAACGACUCGGCCCCCUCCAAGGCCGCCAGUUCCAGCGUUGACGCCAAGGCAUGAACCAGCACCUUCUGCCCCGCGGUGAGCCAAGCAUCCCGGGAACCAGAUGAGAGUCACGAUGGCAAACACGCAUCGAUUCGAACCACACAAAGAAAGAGAUGAAAAUCUCAUCUUUCGGGGAGCGACCACGUGUUCCUGCCCUCCCCCCAGCCCUCUUGGGGGCCCGAGAGUGUCACAGCAUAGAGAAGCACACCUGAACGGCGUUCGUUAGAAGAGGAGGAAGAGGAGGAGGAGUCAAUAGAGGAGGGCGACCCUAUCGGAGACGAUAGACAAGGGUCGUGUUAAGACCGACCCCCCUCAAACCCUCCCGGACGUGAUCAGCGCGAUUGAUACCCCAAUAGAUGGACGGGGCGCUGGUUUUAGAGGCGCAGUGUCCUCGUUUGCGAAUUGUCUGCUGCCCGUAUAGUGCUUUUCGUCGCAUUGCCUGCCUGUAUGCCUGCCUGCUUGCGCCUUACUCUUUGCAUUUGCCAUUCGAUAGCGACAAAUCUAUACACACAGCCACG
Molecule: messenger RNA, 1811 nt
Organism: Purpureocillium takamizusanense
Lineage: Eukaryota; Fungi; Ascomycota; Sordariomycetes; Hypocreales; Ophiocordycipitaceae
Gene: SLC1
Product: 1-acylglycerol-3-phosphate O-acyltransferase
Exons: 2
Coding region: 391-1308 (305 amino acids)
Biological process (GO): phosphatidic acid biosynthetic process
Cellular component (GO): endoplasmic reticulum; membrane
Molecular function (GO): 1-acylglycerol-3-phosphate O-acyltransferase activity
Source: RefSeq, a predicted model, not a curated record